Messenger RNA from Apodemus sylvaticus (European woodmouse), 2065 nucleotides. RefSeq names its product galactokinase 2 (gene Galk2). NCBI's taxonomy places the organism in Eukaryota, Metazoa, Chordata, Mammalia, Rodentia, Muridae. Gene Ontology annotation, biological process: carbohydrate phosphorylation; galactose metabolic process. The record is from RefSeq and is a predicted model, not a curated record. The coding region runs from base 81 to 1403 and encodes 440 amino acids. The transcript is spliced from 9 exons. Gene Ontology annotation, cellular component: cytosol; cytoplasm. Gene Ontology annotation, molecular function: ATP binding; galactokinase activity.
GAAAGCCAUUCCUGCCACUUUAAUCUCGUGAUCCUUAGCUGUGCUGCGCUUCUGGAAACUGCAGAGGGAUCUAGCAAAAUAUGGCUGCGGAGGACCCCGCCACUCGACGAGUCCCGGUGGCAGAACAUCCCAGAUUGCUGAAGCUAAAAGAGAUGUUUAACUCUAAGUUUGGGUCCACACCCAAGUUUUAUGUUCGAGCCCCAGGAAGAGUAAACAUAAUAGGUGAGCACAUAGAUUACUGUGGAUAUUCUGUUAUUCCCAUGGCUGUGGAACAAGACAUGUUAAUAGCUGUGGAACCUGUGAAAACACACACUCUCCAACUGGCCAAUACAGAUCCCUUGUAUCCAGACUUCAGUACUACAGCAAAUAGCAUCUGUAUUGACAAGACCAAACCUCUAUGGCACAACUACUUCCUAUGUGGAUUUAAGGGAAUUCAGGAACACUUUGGCCUUAGUCAGCUACCUGGAAUGAAUUGCCUGGUAGAUGGAAAUAUACCCCCAAGUUCCGGCCUCUCCAGCUCCAGUGCUCUGGUUUGCUGCGCUGGGUUAGUGACUCUCACAGUGCUGGGAAUGAGACUAUCCAAGGUGGAACUUGCAGAAAUCUGUGCCAAGAGUGAGCGUUACAUAGGCACUGAAGGUGGAGGCAUGGACCAGUCCAUAUCAUUUCUUGCAGAAGAAGGAACUGCCAAGCUAAUUGAGUUUAGUCCUCUGAGAGCGACUGAUGUGAAACUCCCUAGUGGGGCAGUCUUUGUGAUUGCCAACAGCUGUGUAGAAAUGAACAAGGCAGCCACGUCACAUUUCAAUGUCAGAGUGAUGGAGUGUCGGCUGGCGGCAAAGGUCCUUGCUAAACACAAAGGCUUGCAGUGGGAUACUGUCCUGCGGCUGGAGGAAGUGCACAGCAAACUAGGGAUUAGCCUGGAAGAGAUGCUGUUGGUCACCGAGGACGCCCUUCAUGCUGAGCCCUACAGCCGGGAGGAGGUCUGCAAGUGCCUGGGAAUCAGCCUGGAAGAACUGCGUACUCAAAUCCUGACUCCAAAUACUCAAGAUGAACUCAAGUCCAAGUGGAUCAAGGAUCUCCACAUACAACCAGAUACACUGAAUCUAAUGGAAGAGCACAUGGGGGAAAGCAUCAAACACAUGGGCAUAGGGGAAAACUUCCUGAACAGAACACAAGUGGCUUGUGCUCUAAUAUCAAGAACUGACAAAUGUGACCUCAUAAAAUUACAAUGUUUCUGUAAGGCAAAGGACACUAUCAAUAUUACAAAAUGGCAACCAACAGUUUGGGAAAAGAUCUGUACCAACCCUAUAUCUGAAAGAGGGCUAAUAUCCAAUAUAUAUAAAAAACUCAAGAAGUUAGACUCCAGAGAACCAAAUAUCCCUGUUAAAAAUGUGAAACAGGGUUAAACAGAGAAUUCUCUACUGAGGAAACUCAAAUGGCUGAGAAGCACCUAAUGAAAUGUUCAACAUUAUUAGUCAGAAGUCAAAAUGCCCAUGAGAUUCCAUCUUAUACCAGUCAGAAUGACUAAGAUCAAAAACUUGGGUGACAGCAGGUGCUGUUGAGGAUGUGGAGAAAGAAGAACAAUCCUCCAUUGCUAGUGGGAUUGCAAGCUGGUACAACCACUCUGGAAAUCAGUCUGAAGGUUCUUCAGAAAAUUGGACAUAGUACUACCGGAAGAGCCAGCUAUACUACUCUUGAACAUAUACCCAGAAAAUGUUCCAACAUGUAAUAAGGACCCAUACUCUACUAUGUUCAUACCAGCCUUAUUUAUAAUAGCCAGAAGCUAGAAACAACCCAGAUGUCCCUCAACAGAGGAAUGGAUACAGAAAACGUGGUACAUUUACACAAUGGAGUACAACUCAGCUAUUCAAAACAAUGACUUCAUGAAAUUCCUAGGCAAAUGGAACUAGAAAAUAUCAUCCUAAAUGAGGUAACCCAGUCACAGAAAAAUACAUGCAGUAUACACUCACUGAUAGGUGGAUAUUAGCCCAAAAGCUCAGAAUACCCAAGAUAAAAUUCAUAGAUCAUAUGAAGCUCACGAAGAAGGAAGGCCAAAGUGUGGAUGCUU